Molecule: messenger RNA, 1266 nt
Organism: Ochotona princeps (American pika)
Lineage: Eukaryota; Metazoa; Chordata; Mammalia; Lagomorpha; Ochotonidae
Product: olfactory receptor 7E178-like
Exons: 3
Coding region: 1-1266 (421 amino acids)
Biological process (GO): G protein-coupled receptor signaling pathway
Cellular component (GO): membrane
Molecular function (GO): G protein-coupled receptor activity; olfactory receptor activity
Source: RefSeq, a predicted model, not a curated record
AUGAAUCAGCUUCACCUCAUUGCAGCCAGCAUUGUUCUUCCGGGCAAUUUGAUGAUCCUUUUAUUUGGUGAUAGGCUUUUGGAUUUCUUGGAGUUGCUGAGCUUUUUGAAUCUAAGAUCUAAAGCUAUGGUCCCAGCAUAUCCCUGCAAAAAGUAUCUCAUUUUUGUCAUAAGGCCAUUGGGUGCUGUAGUUCCUGGAGUGUGGCAGGAGCUGCCGUUGCAAAGCUUGGAUAAUACAGGCUCAUCCUACACUUUUGUCCAGUGUGAUCUCUCGCUGUAUGCCCAUGUGCCUGCUUUCUCUGAAACUAACAAUAUUUCCUUUUACACAAGGCCCCCAGGCUAUAUUGAAAGCCAAAAUCUCACACCUGUCUCAGAAUUUCAUCUCAUCGGCUUCGCAGACAGCGCUGAACUCAGACGGUCCCUCCUCUUAGGGCUGUUCCUCUCCAUGUACCUGGUCACGGUGCUCGGGAACCUGCUCAUCAUCCUGGCUGUCACCUCUGACUCCCACCUGCACACACCCAUGUACUUCUUCCUCUGCAACCUGUCCUUGGCUGAUGCAGGGCUCACCUCCACCACAGUUCCCAAGAUGAUUGUGGGCAUCCUCACUCACAGCACAGUCAUCUCCUAUGCUGGCUGCCUGACUCAGAUGUUUGUGUAUCUCCUCUUUGCUUGUAUGGAUGACUUUCUUCUGACAGUGAUGGCCUAUGACCGGUUUGUCGCCAUCUGUCAUCCCCUGCAUUACCAGGUCAUCAUGAACUCUCGUUGCUGUGGCAUCCUCAUUUUGGUGUCCUUUGUGGCCAGUCUUUUGGAUUCCCUGCUCCAUAAUUUGAUCGUCUUACAAAGCUCCUGCUUCAAGGGAGUGGAAAUUGCUAAUUUCUUCUGUGACCCAUCUCAGCUUCUCAACCUUACUUGCUCUGACACCUUCAGCAGUGACAUAGUCACAUACAUUGUAAGCAUCAUGUAUGGCUUCCUCCCUAUGUCCGGCAUCCUCUUCUCUUACUAUAAAAUUGUGGCCUCCAUUCUGAGAAUCCCAUCUCCAGGUGGCAGGUACAAAACAUUCUCCACCUGUGGCUCUCACCUGACAGUCGUUUGCUUAUUUUAUGGGGCAGGUCUUGGUGUGUAUCUCAGUUCUGCUUUCUCACUUUCUGCUGGAAAGGGUGCCUUGGCCUCAGUGGUGUACACCGUGGUCACCCCCAUGCUCAAUCCCUUUAUCUACAGCCUCAGGAACAAGGAAAUCCAGAGAGCUAUGCUCAUGCUCUUCAAAUGA